AUGGCCAGCGGAGAGGUCCGGGGUAGCGGAGCGCCCGGGAGCUGGCGGUUUGCUUGCAACAGUGCCGCUAUUCCUACUCGCAGCAUGCAUGAUCCAAGCUGGGACGCCACCCCCGAGGUGAUGACGGCCUUUCGCCAGCUUGCUGAGGUUAUCUGCCCCAUCCUUUCAAGAUGUAAACAUCGGUGCCGACGGGCCAAAAUCGAGGGGUCCUUGGCCGCGCUUGAAGCCCUGAGUGCACGGCUGCGAAGCCUCUUGCCGCGUGGCGCAGUGUCUCGCGCCACCUUGUCUGAAUUUUGCCAUGAACUUUUGCACAUGGCCGAACACUCCGGCACGGCGACGGCGGGCAUAUCAGCUUCCGCAACCGCCAGCAUGGACGUGGGUAUGGGCAUGGGCAUGUCUGCAACCAAUGCGCGUCUUUCGCUGCCCCAAGGGCCAGCAGCAACGUUUCCAUCGACCAUGCCACGAGCCCCGAUGCCACCAGCGCAGCUACCAGAUCUCCCACCGCUCUCACCGCUGCGUCCGCGCGCCACGGGCUGGGAGGAUGUGGAUUCCAUGUAUGUCGACCCCGAGUUUCGCCUGGCCACGGUGGGGUUGACCCACUUUUACAAGCACCGCACCAUGGAGAUUCGGCUGGCCUUUGUGGCGGGCUUUCGCGAUGCGCUGGCGGAAAUCUUGCAGCUAGGUGACUGCACCAGUGGCCGCCUCGUUGGGGUGCUUGACCUCGCGGGCCUCCUCGACACUCUGCAACAGUUUGCGGCCGAGAUCACCGCCAAGUUUGGCUCCAUCUCGUUGGCUUCAUUGCCAGAGCAGGAUUUGGCAUCCUUUGCCCAGAGCCUCUCAGUCAGCCCCACCGAACACGGGCCGGGUGGGCAUGCGGCAGCACGUGACCAUCGGCACCAUGCACGCCCAAGCGCCGAGCCGGGCGUAGUGCGGCACCAUCACGGCAUUGCCAAAGACUCGAGCGCCACCUCAAUACCAACUUCAGCCAGCGGGCCGGGGGCUACGGGCGAGGAUGAUCGUGCAAGCUCAGCAGGACCUUCGUGUGAGGCGAGUCGGAGUGCGAGCAGCCUUCAGCAGGCCAGCCCGUCUUGGCAGGAGCUUUUCAUGUUCGCCGGGGGCAAGCGCCAGCACGAAAUGGACACGGACAACGAUGAGCCUGAACGCGAAGUCCACCCCCUCACGUCGACUAUUCCCCCCAAGCGAAGCAAGCCCAUGCAUUCCUAA
Messenger RNA from Monosiga brevicollis MX1, 1224 nucleotides. RefSeq lists its product as uncharacterized. Lineage: Eukaryota; Choanoflagellata; Craspedida; Salpingoecidae. The coding region runs from base 1 to 1224 and encodes 407 amino acids. The record is from RefSeq and is a predicted model, not a curated record. The transcript is spliced from 3 exons.